Messenger RNA from Caenorhabditis elegans, 1473 nucleotides. It is a transcript of the gene T25D1.3, whose product is annotated as F-box domain-containing protein. The coding region runs from base 330 to 959 and encodes 209 amino acids. NCBI's taxonomy places the organism in Eukaryota, Metazoa, Nematoda, Chromadorea, Rhabditida, Rhabditidae. The transcript is spliced from 4 exons. The record is from RefSeq and is marked reviewed.
AGGCAUUAUUUCGACUUGUCUCUGCUGAUUUUAUCGAUUUUUUCUCGAGUGCACAAUUUAUGACUGCACCUUCUGUGCAAUUGGGCAAUUGGAUGACAGGAAAACAGUGACCUCUUUCUUGUAUAACAGUUGUUGCGUUUUGAUAUGUAGUAUUUUUUGUUUUUUUUUUUAAAGAUGUAAUCAGAUGUAUAUUGUUCAUCACAAAAUAUAAUCCAUUCCAAUUUCUAGUGAAUUUUAUGAAAUGUUGUAUAUUUGAAUUGAUAACAUUUUUAAAUCCAUUUUCUGUAUAAUAAUUCUAAAUUUUUUUCAGGAGACUCAUUUCAGAAACCAUGAACCUGGAAAAUCUACCUUCAGUUGUCCAUCGAAAACUGUUCAAAAUGUUUGACGCAUGUGAUUUAUUCUUUUUAUCAAUUACUUUUGGCAACAUCAAAGAGACUAUUCAAAAGAUGAACUUGGACAUUUCCGAUAUUGCAAUGGACAUGACUGCAAAAAGGAAAUUGUUCUUGUUAAAGAUUCAGUGCUCCUCAACCGGCAGGCAAUAUUUGUCAUUCACUACCAAAAUCCCAAAUGGCACAAAAAGACAAAAACCGGUGUAUCUUAAAAUUGGAGAUUUGACGUUGAAAUGCAGAAUAUUCUUCCCUGUGCAGCCAGAAGACCCAACCGUAAUUUUUCUCAACAAGAAGUAUGGGCCCAUUUUGAUAACAUCCGUUAUCCCAUAUCUUUGUGACCUUUUUGAUACUCAGAGCGUGACAUAUCGUUUGAGUUACAAAAAAUUCAAACGUUUUCCUACAAUAACCACUGCCAGAGGAGUAGUUCUUCAAGAUAAACAUAUCACAUAUAAAAGGGUUUUAACUUUGCUUUGUCGCAUCAAAGUUACAAAAUUCCUGCUAUUACCUACACUUCAAAGGCGACCAUCAGUCGGUUAUUCUCCAUUUUCGAAGUGUCAAAUUUGUACGUGACAAACGCUAGUUGGGUGACUUCGCGUCACUUGUUGAUUUUUACUGGAAGGCAUGCACUUUUUAUGAAUUCGUCGUUGAAUAAUAAUGACGUCAGGCACUUUUUGAUGAGCUGGAUGGCGUGCACCGAAUCACGAUUAGAAACCAUGAUUGUUCACUCGUCAGGCCCAUAUUUCAAUAAAACUGCAAUUAUGAAACGAAUCAAAUCAACCAAGUGGAACCCUGAGCAGAGGGAACGGCGAUACGUAUACAAUGCAGAAAUGAAACAAUAUUUGUCAUCAAGAGUAAUGGACAGUGUCUUUAAUUGUUGCGAUGAAUAUGACGUUGUAAGAAAAAAUGGAACCUUAGCUACUGUCAGAAUAACAUAUAAUCAUUUCUUCUUCUUCGUGUGGCACAAUCGUUUCCCAACUGGAAUAAAACAGAAGCCCACCGGCAUUGUGGACUCAACAAAUUCUUGAUAAUUGAUAUAUGUAGGUAUUGUGUCCCGUUUUCUAAUAAUAAAUUAACCAAUAUGAGA